Molecule: messenger RNA, 732 nt
Organism: Spodoptera littoralis (African cotton leafworm)
Lineage: Eukaryota; Metazoa; Arthropoda; Insecta; Lepidoptera; Noctuidae
Source: the annotation of a GenBank genome assembly
AUGAAGGUGGCGCUCCUGCUGAGCCUGCUGGUGCUGGCGCUGGCAGCACUUGCUGAUGCACGAAACCUGCGUGAGAAACGUGAUGCAGAUCUAGAGGCGGCCGCUUCCGGACACCAUCACGAAAAGGGUGGUGGUAAGGAACACCAUCAUCAUCAUCACCAUGACCACGAGGGACAUGGACACAAAGGGUACAAAGGACAUCAUCACCAUGAACAUGGCAAGAAAGGUCACCACCACCAUGAAGGACACAAGGGACACCAUGAACACCACGGAGGCCACAAGAAACACCAUCACCACGAUGAUGGACACCACCAUGAGCACCAUCACGGAGAAAAAGGCGAAAAAGGCCAUGGUUUCGAAGAAAAGGGACACUAUCACAAGGGACACUCUACGAAAGGACAUCAUGGUGUUCACAAACUAGACGAGUUUAAAAAGGACAAACACUUCCACCACAAACAUGGUGAGUCAGGACACCAUGAAGGCUACGGUGGCCACCAUCAUGAGCACGGACACAAGAAGGGUGGACACUUUGACAAAGGACACAAGCAUCACGGACAUCACGAGCACCACCAUGGCAAGAAGGGCCACCAUGAAAAGGGAGGCCACCACCACGAACACAAGGGCCACCACGAUGAGGGCGGCCACCACGAGCACCAUCACCACCACAGUGGUCAUGGCAAGAAGGGUGGACAUGAAGACCACAAGCAUUGGGGAUUCAAGAAAGGACAUUAA